AUGGAUACGCACAUUGAAAAGCGUCGAUUUUUUAAAGCUUUUCACAACAUCGGUUAUAUUUGGACAGAUAGUUCACCUGUCUCAUUUCGUUCAAUGCCCAGUCAUACAUUUGAUUUCACAUCAGUUGAAUGUUUGUCAUUAAUGAAUGACAAUUACGAUAAUGAAGAACGUAUUGAUAUUGUUGUUGAAGAAGCUUCAGAACAACAACAACAACAACAUACUGAAAUUACAUCAACCCAAAUGAAGUAA
Molecule: messenger RNA, 249 nt
Organism: Rotaria sp. Silwood2
Lineage: Eukaryota; Metazoa; Rotifera; Eurotatoria; Philodinida; Philodinidae
Source: the annotation of a GenBank genome assembly